AUGUCGACCACCAAUCAGCCACCGUCCGAACAGCCCGCCACUGGGAUACCCCAGGUUGUAAUUGCACAAGCGGAGGCAAUCGCCAGCAGCAAUAGAACACAGACCGAUGAUCAAUCUCUUUCCCAAGCGGCCAGCGGCUCUACCCAGGGAAAGAACUCAUCUUCGCAAGACGACAAGCAUGUCGCGUCGUACGAUGAGCUCAUACUAAAGCACGCGAAAGAUGCUAAAUCAGACCACAGAAUGUCCGAAACGACGCAAGAAAUGCCCAUCGAGGAACGACCUCCGCCCGUUUUUAGCACUGAAUAUGGGCAGGUUGAAUUCGACCAAGAUGGCUUUGGAACCAAGGCGAAAGUUGCAAGUGAUGGACGUCUCAACAUACACAUUCAUCAAAAAUCUCGCCGUCUCUCGGAUCUGCUUGUACCUGCGUUGCGAAGCCAGCUAAAUCUCCAGCACACGGAUAAGCCCGAGACCCAACAGCCAGGCCGUACCCCUUCAUCGCUCACUGGCAUCACUGACCAAGGUGUCCCCCCACUUAAUAUAGUAAUACAUGUAGUCGGAUCGCGUGGCGAUGUACAGCCGUUCAUUGCCCUCGGCAAGGUUCUCAAGGAGACUCAUAAUCACAGAGUGCGAUUGGCCACUCAUUCGACGUUCAAAGGCUUUGUCGCAGAGAGUGGCCUGGAAUACUUUGACAUCGGGGGUGACCCGGCAGAACUCAUGGCUUUUAUGGUCAAGAACCCUGGCCUUAUGCCUGGGAUGGACUCGCUAAAGAGCGGAGAUGUUGGCAAACGACGCAAAGGAAUGUAUGAAAUACUCCAAGGCUGCUGGAGAUCCUGCUUCGAGGUCGGAGAUGGCACCGGUAUGCCCGUGACCAAUGAUGUUGGUGGAAGUCGUUCGAGUAUCGACAGUGGCAUUGGGAUGGAAAGCGGCCCCUUGGCACAGCCUUUCGUCGCUGAUGCCAUCAUCGCAAACCCUCCGAGCUUCGCUCACGUACAUUGCGCUGAAAAGCUUGGUAUCCCGCUUCAUCUCAUGUUCACCAUGCCAUGGUCCCCGACUCAAGCCUUUCCGCAUCCUUUGGCUAACAUCCAAUCCUCAAACGCUGAUACUAGCCUUACUAACUUUAUAUCAUACGCACUCGUGGAAAUGAUGACCUGGCAAGGACUCGGAGAUAUGAUCAAUCGAUUCCGCGAGAAAAGCCUAGGGUUAGAGCCUGUAAGCCUGAUGUGGGCCCCUGGUAUGGCAAGUCGGCUUCAGAUUCCUUACACAUAUUGUUGGUCCCCAGCCUUGAUACCAAAACCAAGGGAUUGGGGCUCCCACAUCUCGAUCUCAGGAUUUUACUUUCUUUCACUGGCGAGUAGCUUUUCUCCAGAACCUGAGCUUCAAGCCUUUCUUGACUCGGGUCCACCUCCAGUGUACCUUGGAUUUGGAUCCAUCGUCGUGGAUGAUCCCACGGCAAUGACGAAACUAAUCUUCGAAGCAGUCAAGAAGACUGGGCAGCGAGCCCUGGUUUCCAAAGGAUGGGGUGGCUUUGGGGCCGACGAGCUAGGGAUACCCAAGAAUGUCUUCAUGUUAGGCAAUGUGCCCCAUGACUGGUUGUUCAAGCGUGUAUCCUGUGUCGUCCACCAUGGAGGCGCAGGUACUACCGCAGCCGGCAUUGCUUUAGGCAAGCCAACCGUUGUUGUUCCUUUCUUUGGCGACCAACCGUUCUGGGGCGCAAUGGUGGCUAGAGCUGGCGCGGGACCGAAGCCGAUUCCCAGCAAGCAUUUAACGGCUGAAAAUCUUGCGGCUGGUAUUCUGGAGGCUUUGAAGCCAACAAGCCUAGCCAGGGCCCAAGACCUAGGUGCUAUGAUCAUGUCCGAGGAUGGAACUAAGAAUGGCGCGGAUAGUUUCCACGAGAAGCUCGACCUGCCUUCGUUACGAUGCUCGCUGAUGCCAAAUAAAGCAGCCGUCUGGCGUAUAAAGCGGACGCAGCUUCGAUUGAGCACUUUUGCCGCUACCACACUCGGUAACGAUGGCCUGCUGGACUUUAAUGAACUCAAGCUUUACAGACCUAAAGAGUAUGACACGGAAGACGGUCCAUGGGAUCCAAUAUCUGGUGGUGCUUCUGCACUGAUCGGAACCUUCUGUAGCCUUGCCAUGGGCGCUGCGGACUUUCCAGUUGAGAUUCUGCGAGCGCUAAAGAUUAAACCCACUGACAAGGAUCAAAACUCACAGGCUUCCCAAGACGAGGAUGUUCAUAGCGCGAGCGCGGUAGAUAAUUCAUCUAAUGCCACAAGACAGACUUCUCGAUCCAGUGAUUGUUUGGAUAGUACCGCUACGCUGUCAUCGAUGCAGACGACCGAGCCUGAUCAAAUUUCAACAGGUGCCGAAGCCGAAGCGAUCACUCCGAUCAGCUCCAAGAACAGCAAUUGCCCACCACGUGCAAUGGCGCACGCGCUGCACGGACGAGAGCCUCGGUCUAACAAGCUACACCAUAGAAGGAGUUCCGGUCACAUAACACUGGAUGCUGCAGUUGGUGCAGGCAAAGGCAUUGGACGAAUGGUGAGCGCGGGGGUUAAGUCCCCUAUGGACUUCACGCUUGGCAUUGCCAGGGGUUUCCACAACGCGCCAAAAUUAUACGGCGACGAGACUGUACGUCAGUCAGAUAAAGUGACUGGCAUACAAAGUGGCCUUAAGGCUGCUGGAAAGGAAUUCGGCUACGGUAUGUGGGAUGGUAUAACUGGCCUUGUCACUCAGCCGAUUGAUGGUGCCAAAAAGGAAGGUAUCGCUGGCCUUGUAAAAGGGUUUGGCAAAGGCAUUGGUGGGGUUGUCCUCAAGCCAAACGCAGCUGGCUGGGGAAUUCUUGGUUAUACUUUCAAGGGUAUCUACAAGGAAGUUCAGAAGCACUUUGGAUCUAGUGUUCAGAAUUAUAUCAUUGCUGCUAGAACCGCACAAGGGUACCACGAAUGGAGCAAAUCUACCUCUGAAGAACGGCUUGAGGUUGUCAGUCAGUGGCAGGCUAUCCAGGUGGAGCUCGAUAAACAGAGGAGACAAGGUCAUCACGGGAACUUCCAAGAUUCUAGUACGCUCUACAAGAAAUGGCAUACACACGUUGAAGGAAAGGAGAAGGCAAGCGUUGGGCAGAGUGAGAAGACGGUGCUAGGUACUGGAGCAACCCCAAGCGUGUCACUCAACCAGGAAAUGAACAGCUUAUCUACAAACCCCAAGCCGUUAGUGAAGGGAGACGCGAAGGAAUUUGAAGAGGCCAUACAAGCUUCCGUAGCCGCGACUUCUCGGGGUAAUCCAGAGGAAGAUAUUUUAGUUGAGCGCGCUAUUCGGGCAAGUGUUUUGGAACUACAAUCUGCCUCGCAAGUAAGGGGUGAUGAAGACAAAAUCCAGCGAGCUAUCCAUGCUUCUGUAGCAGAAGCAAAGCAUGGACGUACGGAUGCGGGAAAACCCCAAGCUAUUGGAGAUUUGAAUGAUCAGCAGCUUGAGGCGUCUUUGCAGCAGAGCCUCCAAAGUCAGCAAAUAUCGAUUGGAAAUGGAAACGAAAGCUCCCGAAAUCGCGAUCAUUUUGACGACUCGGGCAUCGAGACAGACGAUGAACAGCAGGUUGAAGCUGCCAUCAGGAAGAUAGACUUAUCUUCUCGUGAAUCAUCUACGGAAGAUCGCGACUUUGAAGACACUCUCGAGCUAUCCAAAAAAGCGCAUGAGCAUCGUAUGGACGAAAUAGCGAGAAAGAAGAAGGAAGAGGAGCUUGUCCUAGAGUAUGUUAAGAAGCAAAGUGCCCUUGAGGAAGAGCAUAGACGAGACAUUGCCAAGCUGAACACCAUGUAA
This is a messenger RNA of Bacidia gigantensis, 3813 nucleotides long. RefSeq lists its product as uncharacterized. Lineage: Eukaryota; Fungi; Ascomycota; Lecanoromycetes; Lecanorales; Ramalinaceae. Gene Ontology annotation, molecular function: hexosyltransferase activity; UDP-glycosyltransferase activity. The record is from RefSeq and is a predicted model, not a curated record. Bases 1 to 3813 code for a protein of 1270 amino acids. The transcript has 7 exons. Gene Ontology annotation, biological process: carbohydrate metabolic process.